Messenger RNA from Orbicella faveolata, 715 nucleotides. RefSeq names its product tetratricopeptide repeat protein 21B-like. Gene Ontology annotation, biological process: intraciliary retrograde transport; protein localization to cilium. Gene Ontology annotation, molecular function: protein binding. Gene Ontology annotation, cellular component: intraciliary transport particle A. Lineage: Eukaryota; Metazoa; Cnidaria; Anthozoa; Scleractinia; Merulinidae. The record is from RefSeq and is a predicted model, not a curated record.
UAAAUUGGUUUCUUAUUUUGCAGCACGAGGCUACCAAAGUUAUGCAGGAUGCCUUGCAUGAGUUCGGUGGCACGCCUGAAGAAGUCAGGGUUCAGAUUUCCAAUGCAGACCUGGUGUUAAAGAACGGUGACACGGAGCAAGCCUUGACUAUACUCAGGCAAAUUACUCCAGAACAAAGUUAUUACAUCAAGGCUAAAGAAAAGAUGGCAGAGAUCUAUUUACAUCAUCGUAAGGACAAGCGGUUGUAUGCCAGCGUUUACAGAGAACUAGUCGACAAAAAUCCAAACUCUCACACGUGUUUGCUGUUGGGAGAUGCAUACAUGAGUAUACAGGAGCCUGAGAAAGCAAUUGAAGUGUAUGAGACAGCUCUGAAGCGAAAUCCAAGAGAUGGAGCACUAGCGAGCAAAAUAGGCCAAGCGCUGGUCAAGACACACCAUUACGGCAAGGCCAUCAACUAUUAUGAAGCUGCCUUGAAAACAGGACAGCAGAACUUUUUAAGGUACGACUUGGCUGAGCUGUAUCUUAAGCUAAAGAACUACGAAAAGUCAGACAAGGUUAUCAAGUCAGCUCUGGAACAAGAAAAAGGUGCGAUCUCUAUUUUAUGUUGUGUUGCCGUAUUGCGCCAUAUCGUUACAUAAUUGAAAAACCCUCUGGUAUAAAAAACGCAUGAAAGGUUGAUACUACUUGUAGCUAAUAAACUUAAAGUUCAAGUUUA